This is a messenger RNA of Dovyalis caffra, 324 nucleotides long. The record is from the annotation of a GenBank genome assembly. Lineage: Eukaryota; Viridiplantae; Streptophyta; Magnoliopsida; Malpighiales; Salicaceae.
AUGGCUGAGGUGGGACCAGUGACCACGCGGGCAAAUCAGGCAAUCAAUUCAUAUAAACACAAAGAAGAAUCUAACAUGAUUUCUCACCAUCUGAUUAAUCUCCACUUCAAUCAUAACAUCAAAAAUCAUUCUCACACGGUAGACAUCAAUGCAUCAUGGAGCUCAACAUUAGAUAAACGAAUCAUGUCCCUGCACGUGUUUGAGAAGAAAAAGGAAAACCAAAUGAAGAACACAGAGGCCAAGGAGCCAAUUGGUUCGACAGUUCGAGAAAUUCGAAGGCUUGUGCAGAAUAAUAUUACAAGGAACAUUUGCAUGGCAUCGUAA